AUGCCAAACAAAGUCUUCACCACCACCCUCGGCAUAAACGCCCUCUUCCUCGCCUCCGGCUGCCUCGAGCUCGGUUUCUCCCUCGUCGUGCAAAACCAAAUGACAAAAGCGCCACAAGACGGACAAGAGGCCGUCCGCAACCUCCUGUACAAGAUGUUCCCCCUCACGGCGGGCAUCAUCAACGGCGCCAUCACGAUCGGCGUGUUCGCCUUCACGCUCUUGGGCCUCAUGACGCCCAAGAGAUCGCUGCUCAAGGCGGGCGGCUACCUGAUUACCAUUUGUGGCGUCUUCACGCUCUGUCUGGGCGUGUACCUCUGGAUAAUGACGCUGCGUCUGAAAGAUGGCUUCUUCGGGACCUAUUUGGAGCAGGAGCCGUCUGUGCAGUCCCUCAUCCAGCAGUCGUUCCAAUGCUGCGGAUACUACAACGCUACGACGCCUGCGUUUGUCACCGAUCCGACGUGUCCUUCUCCCGCGGCGGCUGCUCUCCUGAGAGGUUGCGGCACGGCGAUUUCUAGCUUUUCGAAUGUUUUUAUUGAUAAUAUCUUUACGGCGCUUUUUGGCAUCGUCGGUAUUGAUGCUAUCCUCGUUCUGUCGAUUGCAUGUCUGCUCAAGGACCGCAAGGAACGUGAGCGAUAUCGCCACAUUGAUGAGAAGAGCGGCUUUAGACAAUUCUAG
Molecule: messenger RNA, 675 nt
Organism: Pochonia chlamydosporia 170
Lineage: Eukaryota; Fungi; Ascomycota; Sordariomycetes; Hypocreales; Clavicipitaceae
Product: tetraspanin
Exons: 3
Coding region: 1-675 (224 amino acids)
Cellular component (GO): membrane
Source: RefSeq, a predicted model, not a curated record